This is a messenger RNA of Caenorhabditis bovis, 1479 nucleotides long. Lineage: Eukaryota; Metazoa; Nematoda; Chromadorea; Rhabditida; Rhabditidae. The record is from the annotation of a GenBank genome assembly.
AUGCAGUUCAGCGAUCUUCCUGCGGACAUAUUUCAGCUAAUCCUGCCAAAACUUGACGCUAAAUCGCGAACUAAUCUUUCUUGUUGCUCAAAGGGCCUUCAUAAUUUUGAUUCGUCGAUCGAAUACAAAUUGCACCGAUUGAGAUUGGAGAAGGACGCGCUAGGAAUCGAAUUCGAAAGAGGCUUCCAUUUGGACGAGGAUGAGCAUUUUUACACCAAUUUGGUUAGCAGAGAUAUUGGUGAAAAUCGCAUUCACGUUUUCGGACUUUCGGCGGGCAGGACCCCACUUGAACAAAGAGGAUAUAUCGUGGAAAAUUCGACAGUGACCGCUGAGAUCAUGAAGCAAGCUGAUGGUAUUCUUCAAAAGGCAAACUACGAGGUCGACCAUUUCAUUUUGCCGAGCGAUCCGAUGGAGCUAAAUUUUAAGAAGAAAAUAAAGGCCAAAUAUGUGAAAAUGCCUAAUUUCGAUAAGAUGUAUCUUGCAGCAUUCUUGAGCAUCGAAGAACUGGAAAUAUGCGACAGAAAAUUGCAUGAUUAUCCGUUUGAUUUCCGCAGGUUGAAGGGUUGGGAGUGGAAACAUGUCAAACGUAUCAAGGGUUCAAUGCUUGGGGAGAUUUGGCCGCAAUUUCUCUGUAAUUGUCACCAUCUCAAAAUUGAUUUUUCUCAAAAUGCGUCGAUUAGUAAGUAUGAGGUUAAUUCGUUUAUUAAGCAAUGGAUUAACAGUUCAAUCAAUUUUCCUUUCGAGCUUAUUACCGCAAAAUUCAAAAUGGGAGAUAUGCUUGAGGCUCUGACAGGCAUUCAGUUUUUCACGUGGAAUGAGAAGUUCACAGAGGCCAAUAAAUCAAAAAUGUCCUCAAAUUUCGUCGACUUUUUGCGCUACUCGGUCGACGUCCAAAUUUAUCACUCGAGUGGAAAAAUGUCGGCGACACUACACGUGUCUCAUCAAUCAGUUGGACGAAUGAAGUUCGUGGUGACUGGCCGUCAGAAUAGCGAUGGUGUCGAAAUGUUCGACGUCGAUCCGACGCUCAUCGAAUUUCCUUUUCCGAGCUCGAAGUUUGAAACAAUCAGGCCGCUGGAUUUCGCGAUGUUAAACGUCGCUCGACCUGAUUUUUCGCGUAUGCCCAUCAUGGAUGUACUCAUCAACAAUCGGCCUCGUGUUCGCAAGGAGAACGAUUUUGCCGAGCUCGCGGCGCCGAAUCCCAGUCUCAGCAAUCCCGUGUUGAUGAUUGAGGCGCUUCGCCAUCCGCCAGCUCGUCGAGAGUUCAUUCCUAAAACAAAUCGUCCUGAUCGCGGGAUUCCGCCACUGCCGAUAAUGUUAGAUUUGAGCCGUACGACGCCGGAUUAUCGGUUAUUCAUUCCGCCGCGCUUCGUUCCGCUUGGAUCGUACGUACCAAGCGCUGCGGUCCGUCGAUUCGGUAACAAAAAAUAUGAGCAGCCGCUAAAAAAUAAUAAAGGGCAUCAAAUGGAUUGGAUUUCGUAA